AGUCACAUUAUCAUUGUUGAGUGCGAACAAAAGCUCAACUAAAACAGCCCAGCUUAGCUUUGACCUAACAGCCAGAGCAGUUUAGAUCGGUAAUCUUCACAUUUUAUUCACAAUUAGAAGCGCAACGACUGCAGACGCGAACUGUUAACAACGGUCACGUAAGGGGAAAAAUACAAAAAUUAAUUUAUAAAAAAAAAAACAAAAAUAAAAUGUUGAAACUGAAACAUUUAUUGCUUAUAAGUGUGGCUUCUUUAGCUUACGCUGAGGAUUCGGAUAUAACAAAAUUUAUGAAACAUUUAGAAGUUAUACCAGACCUGAUUGCCGAAGGACCAAAGGACUUUUUAAAGGUUAUUUUCGACAGCGGCGUUAUGGCCGAUAAAGGUGUUGAGCUCAAGCCGAGGCAAGUGAAGAAUCAACCGAAAGUAGAAUGGAAACCAGAUUCAGCUGAUAGCUACUAUACGCUCAUCAUGACCGAUCCAGAUGCACCGAGUCGUGCUAAACCCGAAUGGCGUGAAUGGCAUCAUUGGUUGGUAGUCAAUAUACCAGGUAAUGCUGUGGAUAAAGGUGAAGUGCUUUCGGCUUAUGUUGGCUCUGGCGCUCCAAAGGAUACCGGCCUACAUCGUUAUGUAUUCUUACUGUAUAAACAACCGAAGAAAUUGGAGUUUACCGAGGCUCAUCUCACGAAUACUAGCCCAAAGGGUCGUGAGAAAUUUUCCACUAAAAAUUUCGUAGCGAAAUAUGGACUAGGCGUACCGGUUGCUGGUAAUUUCUUUCAAGCUCAAUACGACGAUUAUGUACCGGAAUUGUAUAAGCAGUUGGGAUUUUAGAGAUGCACUCGAGUGAUAAAUUUUGAUGAUAUAAAUGCGGCAACUUGUUAGCUUGUGUUUCUUCUUUUUUUUUCUAUGGUUUAUAGUGUUGGAACAAAGCACGUUAAGCAAGUUUUAUUAAUUAUAAUUUUUGUGCAAGCCUAGGUACAAAUUAGAUACAUACAUAUGGACAGCUGAGCAAGUAGACAUGCAUCAAGCACAUAUACACCUAAGUACAUACGAGUAUGUAUGUAUUAAACUGCACAUUCACAUCGAUUAACAGUUACCAAAGUGGUGCAUAAAUUAAUAUUUGAAUAUUUAUGAAAGUUUGUCAAGUUUGCUAUGAUGAAAGUGAAAAUAUACAUAUGUUUGAUUCCUACAUACAUA
Ceratitis capitata (Mediterranean fruit fly) is the source of this 1193-nucleotide messenger RNA. RefSeq names its product protein D2. The record is from RefSeq and is a predicted model, not a curated record. Bases 210 to 827 code for a protein of 205 amino acids. NCBI's taxonomy places the organism in Eukaryota, Metazoa, Arthropoda, Insecta, Diptera, Tephritidae. The transcript is spliced from 2 exons.